UAGCAACGACCUGCGCGGUUACUCAGUCGUCGGCAAGGUGUCAAUCGGUUCGGUACAUUUGAACUAGCAGCGGCAAAACUAGCAGUGGGAAGUUUUUUUUUUCCCGAAACCCAGUAGAGUCGACAAGGAAUAAUGACUUACGGCUGUGGCAAGACUACGGCUCUGCUAGCGGGGCUAGUUCUCACCACCUUUCUGCACCUUGCGACCGCCGAAACGUACGAGUGCACCAUCGGCAAGCUCGAGUACGGCGAGGGCGAGUUCUGCAUAUUCCGGAAUGUAAGCUACAGCGCCAAGUCAACGGCGAGCAUCGGCUUCAAGACGCCCGGGAACUCGGUCCAGACGCGGAUCGCGUUCGAGGAAUCCGAGCUGGACCACCUGCCGAAGGAGUUUCUGAGCAAGUUUGGCAAGGACAUGCGGGUGCUGCACGUGGUGCGCUGCAAGCUGCAGUCGGUGGUUAUUACGAACGCGAUGGAGGAGCUGUUUGCUACGGAUAAUUACAUUGAGAAGGUUAUCGUGCAUCAACAGUCGGGAAGUUCUCCGAUCAAGUCGAUCCAUCUGCAGUCGAACAGGCUGGAGGAUGUUUCGAACAUUACGAGAAAUUGUAAGAAUGUUACAAUUUUGGAUUUGAGUCGAAAUGAGCUGCUGUCUAAGGAUAGUGUGAUCAAUUUGGGAAUGUUUAAUGGAUUGAAUCAGUUGGAGUACUUGCUGCUGGCUGACGUUGGUGCCCUCUACCUCGAUUACGAUAAUCUGCCAAACCUGCCUUCCCUGACUCUGUUGGAUCUCUCGAUGAACAAUUUGCUUCCAUCGGAUCUUCAAGUGGACAAACUGUCUGUGCUGGAGAAUCUAAGAGUGCUUCGUUUCAACGAUAUUGGCUUUGCCCAGCUGGAUUAUGCUCACCUGACUCAAAUGAAGUCCCUCAAGCAGGUAUAUCUGGAGGGAAAUUCCUUCGACUGUGUAUAUUUGGUGGACAUGAUCAACUUUCUGAACGAGAAGGGCAUUGAAACUCCGGUGGCUCGACCGGCAACGGUCUGCUCGACGGGAUUUAAGGUAGAGAAGCAAAUGUGCUGCAAGUCUUCGGACUUGGGAGUACCCAUUAAAACUACCAAACCCAUUACAACUCAUGGUUCGACGCACAAACCAGCCUCAGAACUGAACGAAGUUUAUACCAGUAAGACUACGGAAACUAUGCCGACCAUGAAAACAACCGGAUCCGCUGAAAUGAAACCAAAGACGAGCUCAGGAAAUGGAGUCUCGAAAGUCACCAUCAACUUCAGCUGCAUACUAGUCGGCUUAGCCUUGGCUAAGCUAUCGAGCUUCUAAAGACAGUAAAGUUACUCAUCGGGAAGAGUUGCAAACUCUUCCCCUCCCUCAAAGAUAAUAACACUUACAGAUAUUCCACGAGCUUUCAACGAUCCAUUGUGUGCACUUCAUCCGGUAAUCAUAAAGGGUGAAAAAAAAAACAAAAAAAAACCUCACCAAAGCAGCACACCACAAACUUCAUACGCUCGAGCUUUCAAAGCUCAAACACACACUUUUGCGGUCAGUGUUUAACACCACCCCCUUCCCUUUUUUCGCUUCGCGCUUGUGCGGGAUAAUCUCAAAGAUAGAUAGAAGUGCUCUUAAAACUGCUAUGAAUGGACUAGCAAGAUUGUUUUUUGGAUGGAUUUUUGUAACCCCCCACACGCACACAGAAACACACGAUUUGUACGUUUUUUAAUUCCUCUCAGUGUGGAUUUUUGAGUAUUAUAAGUGUAACGCAAUUGUAACGGAGAGCACUGCUUCACUGUAGUGUGUAGGAGGUGAUACUCUUAAAAUUGACGUGAAAACAACGAAUCCAGUUCAGCUACCGAAAUCUUUGUGGGUGCUGUUGUUACAUCCAAACGAGGGAAAACAAAUCCUCUGACAGAAUUUACAGUAUCUCUGACAUCGAAUGAAGAUAUCGUUGACAAUGAGUGAAAAAUUGAACGGUUUUUUUUGUUCUCAGUAUUAUGAGUGUAAGGUUUUUAUUAUAUCCCAAUAUCUCACGUUGCUCUUCUAUUAUAUAAUAUUAAUAAUUAUUUUAAAGGUCUUUGGCUUAAGGGGUUACAUACAUGUAGAAAAUCACAAAAUUUUAUAUUACAAAAUAUUUGUUAAAUCCACUCAAAAUAUGAUUUUUAAUCACUCCUGAAAGUUUCAUGAAGAUAUUUCAUGAUUAAACUGAGUAAGAGACGAUUUAAGCUCAAAAUUUUGCCAUGCGCAAAGCGGGCUGUCAAUCUUUGUUGGCGUUUGUCCCUAAACCCCGAGUUGAUUUACGGGUGCCACAAUAUCUCGAGAUGGGAUGGACCAAAUUGGCUGAAAUUUGAGGUGAAGGCUCUCAAGCAACGUUGCCAGGUUUUUUGGGGGGAGAUCUGUAUUUUCUUGAAAAUGAAUCUGUAUUUUAUCUGUGUUAGGGGAGAUGGGGGUAAGACGGCCACCCUAAGGGAGAAGUCUAAUCUAAUUUACACAACAGAUUAUUUUGAUCUCAAAUUACGCACAUAUUGUCCUACUACUAAUCCAUUUUAGAAAUGACAUACAUUAGUUGGUCUAAAAACCAAUUUUCAAUACUUUUCAGCAAUUUUAAAAAAAUAAUUGAAAUCGUAUAUAUAUGAAAUACGCGGGGUAAGACGGCCACCCAUGUGGGGUAAGACGGCCAGUGCUAUAAAUUAACUUAAUAGCUUUGCUAAAUCCACCCAAACACCUACAUGGUUGGUUCAACAGACUUCUCUGAACAUCAUAACUAUUUUGGUUGGAAAAAAUCAGGUUUCAAAUGUGAAGAAAAAUGCUGUUUAAAAAAUUUCAUAUUUUUGAUCAGUGAAUUUCAUAUUAUUGCGACCACAUUUUAUGAAAAACUAUGAAUUUUUACUACAAAACAAACACAAUUUGGUACAAUAAAAAUAGUUUGUGUAUUUCGAUUAGAAUAAGUAAAUCAAAAUUAUGUAAACUAUAUUAAAUUAGCGAUUUUUGUGAAAAGUUUGCUAGGAUUUCAUACUAUUCAAUGAGUUUUGCUAUAUCACAGUAAAGAAUGUUGUCGAAACGGUAGUUAACAGCAUUUUGAUUAAAAAUGGAUAGUUUUAUUGAAAAUGCUUUUCCUUUAUCUACAAAUAUGUCUUAAUAGUCAAAAACCGUCAAAAAUAUAACCUAUAUCAAAUAAAAUCUACAAAUUACGGGUGGCCGUCUUACCCCCGGAGGAGGUGGCCGUCUUGCCCCCAAAUAAAUUAUUUUUUUAAACAUUUUUUGUAAACAGUUCAUCGCAUUUUUUGAACUUUUUCGAGGGACAUAAUCUAGGGAAAACUUCAAUUUAACAUGAAAAAAUAUUGGAAGACAGGAAAACAUAUUGUUAUUUAACAAAAAUGCCUAAGUUGUAAUUCAUGAAAAUUACAUCCAGUUUCAAGUUCAAAAAUUAUUUCUUCAUUUUGAGCUAUUUUUAUACUAUUUCAAACAAUAUUUUUGACAAAGGUGACUCCAUAUGCAUUAUUUAGCAUGAGGAACAGUAUUGCUAAACAUUUUAGUAAUAUUCAUUAGUAUACUUAUUAAAACAGUAGGGUGGCCGUCUUACCCCGCCUGGCCGUCUUACCCCCAGCUCCCCUAUGUCUAAUUCGAAGCCAUAGAAGACAUUUUAAAAUUUUUAAUAACAGAUUUAAUCUUUUUAAUCAUAUUAAAGCAUAAUUUAAUUACUAAAUUGCUGAAACUUAAAAAAACCAUGUAAAAAAACUGUAUAAACAGAUUUUAGGGAUUUUUGGGAUCGAAAAAUCUGUAAAAUACAGAUUUAUCUGUAUAUCUAGCAUGGCUGCUCUAAAGAUGUAUCCCGUGUGCAUGACGAAGCCCAAUUUUUAAAAUUUGCUUUUUAAAAAAUACAAAAAUCAAAAAUUAACGAUUUUUUAUAUGAAAAACACAAAAAUAUUUUUAUCUUUUUUAUAAUAAAAUUUUUGAAAAUCAGGCUUCGUCAUGCACACGGAAUCGGUUUAAUGAGUUUUCACCAAAAUUUUGAUCCGAUUUGGUCAAGACAGUGUUGAGAUAUCGUGGCAGUUGAAAAUGUAUAUUUUGAUGCCCUGAAAACAGAAUUUAAAAAUAACUAUGUGUGUGCUCAUACUAACCACUGACUUUUUUGCCGAUAUACAUGUAUGUAACCCCUUAACGAUAAUUUUCUAAACUCUUAUCACAGGUACAACACUCUUGAAAUCAUAAAAAAAAAUGUUUAAAUCUCAACAAUUUUUUCUAAAGGAGCAAUUGAAGCAGAUACACGUCUGAUCCAGAUUAAGAACAAUGCUGCCAUUUCAGAUUCUAAUAAAAGAUGUUUGAAAACGAUGUUAUAAAUUGUUUAAUUCUCUUCAAACUUUUGGGCAACUAUUGUCCCAUGGAAAUUGGAAAAAAAAUCAAAAAAUGUUUGAGAUAUUUGAAAAAAGCAUACAUUUUGUAAUUUAAAAAAAAAGCUUUGUACAUUGUUAAAUCUACAAUAUGCCAUGCGAUAUAAUGACCUGUAAAUACUGCCCUGAGAUGUCGUGACUAAAGAGAUUUGUCAGUGUUAUAGACAGGAUUGGUUGGAAAUUACUUCCGAUGGUAUUUAAGGAACUUUUCUAAACCUACAGGCAACAGUGUUCUACAAUGAUGAUAUUGGGAUUUAAGUGAAAUUUUUUCAAACAAACAGGAUUGGUUCAACUUGAAAUUUGUGUUUUUGAAAAUAAACCUGGAUGAUGUUGCUCUUUUCUAUCACUUUGUAAUAAACACUUGUUUGCGAAACUCAAUCGAUGUCAGAACUGUUUGGUUUGGGUGUACAAAAUAAAACAAGUAUCAUUUUCCGCAAAGUGCUCAUCUAAGAAUACAUAACACUGGAAUAUUGAAACUUGAUUCCAAGGCUGAAAUGCAUAAAUAUUAUAAUUCCAAGCAUUUCAAUUGGUGUACUAUUAAAAGCAUUCAAAAUGUGAAAAAAAAACAAGUAUUACUAACUGAUAUUAUCUUAUGUUCCCAUAAAAAAAAUUAACAUGAAAACCAAAAUUAAGCUUAACCUAGCAUAUUUCCACCAAACUAAAUCAAAUCAGUAACGCUUUUUCUCUGCUAGUAGUUUCUCAAUAUCAGUAGAUCACAUCAAGUUUAGCUCAACUCGACCUUUUUCCCCCGUUAGCCACCUACCCAUCAACAACAAAAAAAGAAAAAAAAAGACAUUUUCAUCACAGAAAGAGCCAUACCACCAGAGUCCAAUCAGUAGAAUUUAGAAGAAACCACGUGGCGACUCGUCAUUAACUUUAUCUAAGCCAUAUUUCCAACCACUCUCUUGAUAUGAGGAAAGAUACCGUUCAGUACCCAAUUCUAGUCGGGUUUUGCCAUAGAGAAGAAGCAGUGUGUGUCGAGUAGUGUGCGACCACCACGUGUUAGAGGAACAAAGUUUUUCGAGGUGUGUCGAAAUUUGAUAUAGAGCAACCAAAGUAACGAAACAAAAAAAAAGUAUGAUAGUUGAGUAGAAGAAAUCAAGAAACAAAAAAAAUAAAACGCUUUCAACGAGUUAAUUUGCCAAACACACCAAUGCCGUCGCAGAGAGUGAAACGAAACGAAUAGUUAAGAUUUGCCGCAAACCGAAACAGUUAACGUUGGAUCGAUUUUAAACCAGAAUAGUCCAGUAGCGAAACAGCAUCUUUUUUAAGCAGGCUCACAUUUGUAUUUCUAACGGUAUAGGGUAAGGAUCAGCGCCACCUUCAUUUUCCAGGCUAUUUAGCAUACUUAGCACCGACAACUCAACAAAACGCCAUAUCUGCAGCAGAGGGAUGGUGGCGGGAAGCGCAUCCCGGUAAAUGUCUGCAAAAAGUUUUUUGCCAAAUAUUUCUCUUUUCUAGCAUGUGAUACACAAUAAAGAAAAAAAAACAGUUUUGCUAACAGAAA
Molecule: messenger RNA, 5889 nt
Organism: Culex pipiens pallens (northern house mosquito)
Lineage: Eukaryota; Metazoa; Arthropoda; Insecta; Diptera; Culicidae
Exons: 2
Coding region: 133-1320 (395 amino acids)
Cellular component (GO): extracellular matrix
Source: RefSeq, a predicted model, not a curated record